UAUUGCUACGUGUACUUCCGCCAAAAAAUGUAAACACGUUUCGCGUGUUGUAAUAUAAUAUCCUGCAUUGGUUUUUUUUUUUAAAGUUUGCUACUCCGUUUUUCACCAAGUACUGUAAUGGCACUACAGGCACGUGAGAGAAAACCGAGAGUAGGCCUAUACUCCCAGAAGGACACACCGAAAAGAUAUAUUCGAGUAAACGACAGAAAGAAUCAAAGGCGUCAGAUAUAUGCAAAAUAUGUAGUAGCAUUGGUCAGUCUUAUUGGACUUUGUCUUGGCUUGUAUUGGAAGUCUCUCUACAGCACGAGUAGUAAGAUGUCCACAUUUGCUCCUGCAAAUCAACAAAACAGUCAACUGACUUACACGGUGAACUGCUCCGAAGAUUACAAAAAUGAAAUGUUUGAAGAAUGCAAACCGAAAAGCUGUGCUCGUGUUGUCAUGGAUAAUUUGGUGUCAGGAGAUGAAGCGCUGCACAUGCUAAGUGUUGCAAAGAAAGGGUUAUCUUACGGUGGAUCAACAGGUGGGGCAUCUAUCUUAGACUUACACUCUGGCGCUUUAUCAAUGGGUGAAAAAUUCGUCAAUAUAUACAGGGUUUUACCGGAGGAAGACGGCUUUAAGGAAGAAGACUUCGCAAUAUAUAGACAGGUGAAGAAUAAAAUACAUCAAGCAAUAUCGGAAUAUUUUGGUAUACCCAAAUCUAGCAUUUAUUUGACAAAACCAACGUUCUUCUCGCGUAUGAACACAACUGCAGCUAAAACAGUCCAUGAUGAAUAUUGGCACAAACAUGUUGAUAAGACGACAUAUGGUUCAUUCCAUUAUACAUCGUUACUAUAUUUAACCACGUAUGGUACAGAUUUCACCGGCGGCAGGUUCAUAUUUGUUGACGGUGAAACGGAAACAGCCGUGGAACCGCGGUCGAGUGUCUUUUUUCACGUCGGGAUCGGAAAAUGUACAUUAUGUAGAAAAGCUUGAGUCAGGAGUGCGAUACGCUAUAACCAUUUCAUUCACCUGUGACCCGCAAAUGGCUAUAUCGGACCCGGAUGUCAGAUAAAACUAUGAGAAUUGUGAUUUUAAUAUUGUUUAUUUUUGAACUGUUGCCUUCUAACAUUAUAUAGUGGUAUAUGCGACUGUGUGUACGAGACGUUAUGUGUAAUAUAAUUACAUGUUCUUGUAGGUUUUGACCAAUUUGAUUAGCGCAGAUGAACAUUAGAAAGCAUGCAUGAAAUGCACGUGGAAGUUAAAUGUACAUUCCUGUAGGAAAAACAAUGUUGAUGCUGUUUGAAAUAUUUCUUACAUAACUGACAAUUUUUGUCUGUAUCAAAGGCAAGCUAUGCUGGCUAUGUUAACAAGUACCUUGUUAUAAAUUGGCCGCCAUUUAAUAUAUAAGUAUACCAAAAUAAAGGAAUUUACAGGCAAAAUAAAUAGAGCUAUUAAAGGAAUUGUAACAGUAGCUUGAUCUAGUUCUUGCAUUCGGCUCGCGGGGUGGAGUGGAGGUGCCAGACUUGAAAGAUGCGUGUCCUCAAGCUAGUGUUGUCAAGACACUUUUACUAUAACUAAAAUUUUAAUUUUAUCAAGAUGUGCACUAUACAUUCCUCUUAAAGAAGAAAUCAUUUAUUUACCGUGACUUGAAGAUUAAUUAAAGUAGAUCAGGCUCGGAUAAAAUACAGUCAGACUUCCGCCAUGUGGAUUUCUGUCUGUUCGUAUUUAGUUAUACAUGUAUACAGAAUAUUUAUAUGAUUAUAUCAAAGAUGUAUAAACUCUUUGAUUAUAUGUAUGUAAAAAUAAAGCGCUUUUUAAUAGAAAAUAUUUUCGUUUGGUCUAGGCCUAUGUUUAAAAGCAAGUUCCUGAUAAACACGUUUUAUAAAAAUCAAAAUUAUUGAAGGGCAAGAAUUUUACAAAGGAGAAAACACAUUAUUGGCCAUAAAAUUUAAAUUAUUCAAGAUAUCUUUAAAAUUCCUACUUUACCCACAAAACCCUUCAUAAUGAAACAACAUAUCGCGGAAAAAAUUGGGUGGAUUCAUAAGUUUAUCAUUAUUCAUUUAUUUUAUUCCAACAUGUACAACACUUCAUCAAAACAACAGCACGUUUCGGAAAUGAUAGAAUUAUAGAUGUUCUGAACACCGCUGUUUACAAUCAAAAAUAAGGUUUGGUUGUGCUGAUUGCACUUUAGGUGGACAGGGAACAUUUAUUUAUUUAUGGAUUACAAAUUUUUCUUAAUUUAGAUUUUUCUUCUUUUUUCAUUUUUUGUGUGUUUCUUUCUUUUUUGUUUUGAAACACUUUACCUCUUGUAUUUAUUUAAAUUCUCUAAAUCAUUUACAUAACUAUGACAUACAAAGAAAAUAAUGCUCAUUUUGUUAAAUUUAAUGUGAUAAAUGGGAAGGGCCAACCUCUAAGUUGGCAAAACUUGUGGCCCAACCCUUUUGCUUUUAUGUAAGUUGAAUUCUAAUCAUACUGUUAUUAAUUUGUUAAAAUAAGCAAUCCUUUUUCAUUGUAUGAUUUGUGUAUUUGUAUUUAAAUUAGAAGCAAUAAAAUAUGAUUAAACUAAACUAAAAUUUAUCAUGACAUCAGUAGUUCUAAC
This is a messenger RNA of Mercenaria mercenaria, 2578 nucleotides long. Its product is annotated as 2-oxoglutarate and iron-dependent oxygenase domain-containing protein 3-like. NCBI's taxonomy places the organism in Eukaryota, Metazoa, Mollusca, Bivalvia, Venerida, Veneridae. The transcript has 9 exons. Gene Ontology annotation, cellular component: membrane. The coding region runs from base 118 to 972 and encodes 284 amino acids. Gene Ontology annotation, molecular function: iron ion binding; L-ascorbic acid binding; oxidoreductase activity, acting on paired donors, with incorporation or reduction of molecular oxygen. The record is from RefSeq and is a predicted model, not a curated record.